UUGUGUAAAGACCUGAUUACAAAAUCGUGUCAGUUUGCAGUACAUUGAUUCACCCUGUUGCUACCUUCAUUGGUGGAGUGUAAUCAAGCUCUUCAAUGUGUUCCAGAAAGAAAGAUGAGGCUGCCUUUUACUUAUUGUGUUGGAAGGAUGCAACGCCAUUGAAGGCACUACUUCAAUCUAUUACGAUUGGUAAGAUGAUUGUCAUUGACUUAUUUUCUGAUGUCAAACCGAUACAACAAAUGUCCUCUUAGUUCUAUAUGGAAUAUUGGAAUGUAUGGAGUUCUAGAUUCAAUUCCAUCUGGCCCUACUGAUGCAUGUGCAAGGUUUGUGUUGGCAUGUGCAUGGAGGAAAUAAUAGAGCAUAAUCCAGUUGUUUAUAUCUAAAUGGCAUUCGUAGUCAAAGGGUUUAGGUUGAGGUACUUGGUAAAUGGAACACGAUUAACCCAGACAACAGGCUUGCUCCAUCGGAAAAAAUGGUAUCGUGGCUAGAAAAGGAUAGCGGCCAAGUUUCUUCUAUGUGUUGGUGAUAUUAGUCAUGUCCUCGAUUCUUGGAAGAUAUAUAGCGAUCUGUGGGGGUAGCAGCCGGAUGUCUGCAAGUUUCAUUUUUGCGGGAUGAAGCGGGACGCCACAUUGCCAGCCUAUGAUGGCCUGUGAAAAGGAAGCUGGAAACUGAAUUUAGAUAAUAUUUUUUCUGAACAUUUCCUGUUUUAGAGUACAUAUGUCCAUCUUAUUCCUUCCUCGCUAAUUUAAUUCUAUUUUGCAGCCAGGCUUUGGAUUCUUACACCCCAGCAUUAGUGUUCGUGGAGUCCAUCGUUGUUGCAGCAACUUCUUGCGAUCUUCAUGUAUGGUUCCUAUUACGAGCUUAACUCGCUGGCACCAGCUGAAGAGCUUAUCCGUCCAAGAGAUCAGGAGUGGAUGCAUUUUGGGAUCAUCCUGGUUGUGUAUUCUGAUCGGUUGAAUAUGGAUGUUGUUUCCGCGGAAGAAAGAAUAGUUGACCUGAAGUCAAAAGGAAAGGAAGCAUUUGUGAAGCAGGACUACUUUACAGCAAUGUACUACUACGGAAUGGUGAUGGAGAUAGACCCUCUUGAUGCCACCCUGUAUGCCAACCGGAGCCUCUGCUGGCUGCGGAUGCGAGAAGGGGACAGAGCUUUGCUAGACGCUCGGCAGUGCAAAACACUGCGCCCUGGUUGGGCCAAGGCAUGGUACCGACAGGGCUCAGCUCUCAGUUUCAUGGAGGACUACCGAGGAGCAGUUGGUGCGUUCCAGGAGGCGCUGAGACUCGACCCUGCGAGCAAUGAGGUCAAGAAGGCAUUAAGUGAGGCCACGAGUAAGGCUGCUGCUCGCUCUUUUUAAGAGCAGAACCUUUGAUGGAGCUGACAUAUAAGCAAGUGCCUUUGUCUCACAUAUCUGAGAUCACCCUUCUUUUCGUCGGCUACUAAUCUACUACAAGGCCUGCUCGUAUCGCAGUUGCUGCACUCACAAGAGAGCUACCUCCAAUUGAACAAUGUACCGGUGGUGAAGAAAUACAAGUUGUUAGAGAUAUAUACUAAAAGUAUGUAGUUCAUAAAUAUUUUCCUUGGAGUCGAUGUUGACCUCCACCACUAAGCCGCAGCGCCAUUGCUCAAGGGUUCUGAACUUAUACAAAAGCAUAAUAGCUGAAAAAAAUAGUGUGAUAGCGUAAUAAAUUGUCAUAUCUUCCUGCAA
This is a messenger RNA of Lolium rigidum, 1703 nucleotides long. Its product is annotated as heat shock protein sti1 homolog. The transcript is spliced from 11 exons. Lineage: Eukaryota; Viridiplantae; Streptophyta; Magnoliopsida; Poales; Poaceae. The record is from RefSeq and is a predicted model, not a curated record. The coding region runs from base 840 to 1352 and encodes 170 amino acids. Gene Ontology annotation, molecular function: protein binding.